Messenger RNA from Pygoscelis adeliae (Adelie penguin), 846 nucleotides. It is a transcript of the gene POU2AF2, whose product is annotated as chromosome unknown open reading frame, human C11orf53. The record is from RefSeq and is a predicted model, not a curated record. The coding region runs from base 1 to 846 and encodes 281 amino acids. NCBI's taxonomy places the organism in Eukaryota, Metazoa, Chordata, Aves, Sphenisciformes, Spheniscidae. The transcript has 5 exons. Gene Ontology annotation, molecular function: DNA binding; POU domain binding.
AUGGAAACAGUCCCUACAGAUUUUGGCAAACGGGUGUACCAAGGAGUGCGAGUGAAACACACAGUCAAAGAUCUUCUUGCUGAAAAACGAUCCAGGCAGAGCAGUGGCUCCUGCUUCACUUUUUCCCUGGAGCUGAAGAAAGAAAGCUCACCUACCACGGCUGGUUACUACGGCAUCAGGAGAUCCUUCACAACUGAGUUGGACUUCCACAACACAAAGCAGGUUGCCAGUGACAUCUACUCAUCCCCUCUAGGCUCCAAGCCCUUCUCAUGCGAUUCCUCUGCCACUCAGGGCUACCCGGCGCUUCUGGACCCAUGUCUUACCGACCAAUAUGGGGAUUACCGUGCUACUCCCCUCACAGCGGGUACCAGCUCCUUCUUCAGCCCUUCUUCUGUGCCCCCUCUCCUGCCAUCCUUCCCUACUGACACAGCGCACUUCCUACUAAGAGAGCCCUGGGAGCAGACCUCACCCGACAGCCUCAACCAGUCGGACGGUGCAUGCUCAGACCCUCUGCAAGCACUGCCUGCCAGUGCCAGCUGCCUCACCUCACACGAGUCCGGAGGUGUUUCCCCAUACCGAAGCUCAAGUUGGACCCCAGCUAUUCCUGGAGCCCAGCCCUACCCUCUGCAUCCUCUUGAAGAUGUCCACUACUCCCCCAGCUAUGCCGCCACCUCACCCUACUCUUUCUCACCAUUCAUGACUGUGGCAAAUGAGCUUACCUCCAGGAUGAGCCACCUCUUGCCAGAGCAGUCCUCGGAGACGCCGCCCCUUCACAAUAACUCUGCCUGGACAAAAGAGGAUGGAAGUCCCAUCUGGGGGACUUAUGAAGGCCGGAGAACUUAUUGA